CUGACCGAAGAGGUUUCUUCGUGGAGUAGGCAACACCUGCAAACUUUUCAGCUGCUGAAUGCGAUGUGAGCGCGCUGAACUUAGUAGGACGUCGACGCCUUGAGAUCCUGUGCUUUUUAUCAGACAUUGAAGAACAUAUUUCGGGGAGAUUAAACGAUGUUUUUCAGUGAUGGCAAGAGUAGAUCAUGGUCGCUGGGGGGUGUGAGGAGAUACACAAAAUCUUAAAGGAAGAGGACUGCUUGUUUAUCUCGACAGAAGCAUCACCUCAGAAUCAUGAGGGAUUGUCUCCUGUGGAACUUCGCCAAAGUGAUUCUGUUCUGGACAUUAGUUGAUGCUCAGGCAGGUGAAGAUGGUGAGAUUACAGCUGAAGAGCAGGUGCAGAUGCUGCUGGAUGCGAAGAUGCAGUGUCUCCAGAAGGUCUCCACAGACGACCCUGCAGUUGGUGUGUGUGUCCCAGAGUGGGAUGGUCUGAUAUGUUGGCUGCAAGGCUUCCCUGGAACUCUGACCAAGACCCCCUGUCCCAGAUAUAUCUAUGACUUCAACCAUGCAGGAAACGCCUACAGGAGGUGUGACUCUAAUGGAUCCUGGGUGCUUGCAGAGAGCUCAAACAAGACCUGGGUCAACUACACUGAAUGCAUCAAAUCCCCAGAACCCAACAAAAAGAGACAGGUCUUUUUUGAACGGCUGCACAUCAUGUACACAGUAGGCUAUGCAGUUUCCUUCAGCUCUCUUCUAGUGGCCAUCUUUAUUAUUGGAUACUUCAGGCGUCUCCACUGCACCAGGAACUACAUUCACAUGCACCUGUUUGUUUCCUUCAUGCUGCGUGCUGUCAGCAUCUUUGUGAAGGAUCACGUGGUACAUACUAGUGCCAGGCUGCAGGAAUUUGAUGCUGUGCUUAUGAAUAACUUCACUAAUGCUGUGGAUGUGGCACCAGUGGACACAUCACAGUAUAUGGGUUGUAAAGUGACCGUCUUGCUGUUUAUCUAUUUCCUGGCCACAAACUACUAUUGGAUCCUGGUAGAGGGCUUGUACCUGCACAGUCUCAUCUUCAUGGCCUUCUUGUCUGAUUCAAAGUACCUGUGGGGCUUCACUUUGAUCGGGUGGGGUGUUCCCACUCUUUUUGUUGCAGCAUGGGCAGUUGUCAGGGCAACGCUGGCAGAUGCAAGGUGCUGGGAGCUGAGUGCAGGAAACAUCAAAUGGAUCUACCAGGUUCCCAUUCUGACAGCCAUUGGGGUCCAGACUGAGAUCAAGAAGACAUGGACACGGUGGAACCUAGCAUUUGAUUGGAAGGGCCCGGUUGUGUGUGGGAGCUACCGCUAUGGCUCUGUGUUGACGGGCCUUAACAACAGCACCAGCAGUCAGUCCCAGCUUGCUACCGGUGGCCCUGGCACCUGUUCCACCACGCUCUUCUCCAGCCGAGUCUACCGCAGCAGCGGGGGGCCAACCAUCAGUGCCCAUGCCUCCCUGCCAGGCUAUGUGCUCAAUUCAGAUGCUGACAGCUUGCCACCUUCCAUACCUGAGGAGCCAGAGGACAGUACAAAGCAGGUCGAUGACAUCCUGCUGAAGGAGUCCCUGCCAACGAGGCCCAGCAGUGGCCUGGAGGAUGACGAGGAAACUCUGUAGAUAAUGGUGCAAUGAUAUACAGACAAAUUGGGUAUAAUAGCACAUUGGGCAUUGGUUAAAGAGCAAAAAUGACAGUUUGUGACCUGCAGCACACACUGCUUCGGGUGGCAACAGCACCUCAGCAACGAACACUUCCUGUUCAAGCUGUGACACAUAGUUUUGUUUUUGACACAUUGCCAUACGCUGACAGAUUGAUAUGUUCAUGGCAAGAUAUCUCCACUCAUCACUAUAACAAGAACUAUUCACAGCUAUGGAAAUGCUGAUGAAUAAAGUUUCUUGUUGCUUCAUGCGGUUCUUAAACUGCCACCUGGACAAUGUGAAUACUUGAGUUUUUUAUUUUCAAUUGCAACGCCAACUAUUUAUUUUUGAAUACUGGUUUCAGUUGCUAAGAUGUCAUCAAGUCAACAGCAUGACGUCCACAUAUUUGUGUAGACCAUAGAAUCAACCCUCAGGAUCAUUUUUAUUAAGAGCUAUUGAAAGUUGGGGUGAAAAAAAAGGUCUCCA
Messenger RNA from Carassius carassius (crucian carp), 2127 nucleotides. RefSeq names its product parathyroid hormone 2 receptor-like. Gene Ontology annotation, biological process: adenylate cyclase-modulating G protein-coupled receptor signaling pathway; cell surface receptor signaling pathway. The transcript is spliced from 10 exons. Bases 274 to 1623 code for a protein of 449 amino acids. Gene Ontology annotation, cellular component: plasma membrane. NCBI's taxonomy places the organism in Eukaryota, Metazoa, Chordata, Actinopteri, Cypriniformes, Cyprinidae. Gene Ontology annotation, molecular function: peptide hormone binding; parathyroid hormone receptor activity; G protein-coupled peptide receptor activity. The record is from RefSeq and is a predicted model, not a curated record.